Molecule: messenger RNA, 1029 nt
Organism: Olea europaea var. sylvestris
Lineage: Eukaryota; Viridiplantae; Streptophyta; Magnoliopsida; Lamiales; Oleaceae
Product: non-functional pseudokinase ZED1-like
Exons: 1
Coding region: 1-1029 (342 amino acids)
Biological process (GO): protein phosphorylation; cell surface receptor signaling pathway
Cellular component (GO): plasma membrane
Molecular function (GO): protein serine/threonine kinase activity; ATP binding
Source: RefSeq, a predicted model, not a curated record
AUGGAGUGGGUGAAAAGAAAGAUAAGGUUCUUGGAAAGGAGGAAUGAGAAAUUAUCGCCUUGGUAUGUUGAAAAUGGAGGCAAACUGUUAGAAGGGCUUAUUGCUUCCUCUAAUGGUAAGUAUAAUAUUCCUUAUCGCGUCUUCACCGUUGAAGAACUCAAUAAAGCAACAAACAUCGAUUUCCCUAGUCUAAGUGAUUGUGGUUCCAGAUUUAUUUUGCGGGAUGGAACGGGCUAUUACAUCAGCGGCAUUUUUCAGCAACGGUCUAUUCUGGUGAAGAAAUUCUAUUUUUCUGGAGACAUUGGGGCGUCCUGUGCUGUUAACGACAUAGUAAUCACGGUGCUGAUGAAUUGCCACAAAAAUGUUUUGAAGGUCUUGGGUUGCUGCUUAGAUUUGAAAAUACCUGCUAUCAUCUAUGAAAUCGGGAUCAAUUAUAGACUUCUUUAUAACCUUCUUUCUGGAAGGACAUUUGGGAAUACUAUUGGUUUAUCCCUCUCUUGGAGUAAUCGUCUAAAAAUUGCAAGAGACAUUGCAACUACUAUUGUUUAUCUUCAUACCGCAUUUCCAACUCCUAUCAUCCAUAGAGAUUUAGGCGCAAAAAACAUUUUCAUAGACAAUAAUGGCAUUGCUAAGCUUGUCGAUUUCUCACUCUGCGUAGCAUUGCCUCCCGGAGAAUCACAGGUAAAAGUAAACCAAAUUGUUGGGUUGGAAGCACAUUUUGAUCCCGAAUUAGCAACGACAAGCAUUAUCACGGAGAAGGUUGAUGUCUACAUGUUUGGAAUGUUUCUCCUUCAACUCUUAACUGGCUGUAAGCAUAUGCAGCACGAUGACAAGAAUGAGUUGAGUGAAACUUUGGACCCAAUAAUUUUAGAGGAGAAAGGCCAAAUAGAGCAUCAAUUGCAUGCUUUCUCGAGACUUGCUUUGAGAUGCACUCUUGAUAGAGGAACAGAUAGGCCAUACAUAAUCGAUGUGGCAAAAGAACUAGUAAGGAUUCAAAGGUCUAUUCAUCCCACUCAAAGGAGCAGCUGA